CUUUCGGACAAUGGAUGAUACUUGUGACAGGAAGUUGGACCUAGAUGAGUUCUCUAAAGGCCUUCAUGAUUAUGGAAUUUCUCUUGACAACAGCGAGAUUCACAAUUUAUUCAGUGAGAUGGACAAAGACGACAGUGGAAAUUUAAAUUUUGAUGAAUUUCUCAAGGCUCUUCGGCCUCCCAUGAGUCAGACACGUGUGAAUCUCAUUGAACAAGCUUUUCAAAAGUUGGACCGCACUGGUGAUAAAGAAAUAACUGUUGAUGACUUGCGAGGUGUUUAUAACGCUCAUUAUCAUCCCAAGUACCAAAAUGGUGAACUUACAGAAAAUGAAGUCUUUGAGCUUUUCCUGAAAAGUUUUGAUUCUCCAAGCAACCCUGACACAAAGGUGACAUGGGAAGAAUUCUUAAACUAUUAUUCUGGAGUGAGUGCUUCUAUCGAUUGUGAUGCUUAUUUUGACCUGAUAAUGAGACUAGCAUGGAGAUUGUAGGCACCACACAGUCAAUUUCAGUAUUCCAAAGUUAAAUUACCUGUAACUCUUCCUUAUACAUGAGUUUCUUGAGAAUUAAGUUACAUUAGUAGAAGCUUUGAGAAGUUUCUACUUGUAAUUUUGAGAAAUAAAUUUAACAUUUAGAAGAAAAAAAAAUUACAUCUAGGUAUGUUCAUAAUUCAUUCUUUAUCUGAAGUUCUGUUCAUAGUAUAGAGAUGCCAAAAGACAAACCUUGUCUUUGGUGUUGCCCAAGAACGUUUUAGAAAUUUACAACUGUACAUUUCAUUAAAAAAGUUGUUUUCAUUUUCAAUUUCACAAAUCACUGUAGAAACUUUAUUUUUCUACUUCAUAGUUUCCAUUUUAGUUACUUUAUUUUAAUAGUGACAGUCUUGGCUAGUUGAUUGGCAUUUGGAGAUUUGAUUUUAAAAAUUAAAACCUGAAUAUAUUGUUUAGAAACAUGUUAUGACAGGGGAAAUAUAUCUUAUGAAUCUCACACACAACCUAAUUUUGUAGAAAAUAUAUCCAAUUUAAGUAGAGACCAAUAUGUCUUUCUAUUAUUUUCAAAUUUAUGUUCAAAAUAUACAUGCAGCUUAUUAAGUUAAAGUGUAUUUGUGAUUGUUUUUAUUGGAUCUUCCUUAUGUACCCUAGUUUUUUUUAUUUGUUUAAUUCUUGUCUAUAAUUUGAUAUAGCCCAAGUUGUUAAGAAUAAGGGUGCUUCAAACUGUGUGUUUAAUUGUUCUUCUAGUGUAGGUUCUAUAUGUACAUAAAAAACAUUAAAAUAUUUAGGCCUCUAGUAUCUUCAAAAGCUAUUUCUAUAAGAUUGUCUUUCAUUUAUUUAAAGUUAUAUUUAUAUUUCUGAAGCAGUUAUGUAGUUAUGGAAGUCAAUAAAAUGAACUAAAACUGAUUGUAUGGUCCAUGAAAAACCACGCAGUUAAAA
Molecule: messenger RNA, 1423 nt
Organism: Limulus polyphemus (Atlantic horseshoe crab)
Lineage: Eukaryota; Metazoa; Arthropoda; Merostomata; Xiphosura; Limulidae
Product: calcyphosin-like protein
Exons: 3
Coding region: 11-487 (158 amino acids)
Molecular function (GO): calcium ion binding
Source: RefSeq, a predicted model, not a curated record